GAGUGGACAGACUCGACCCACAACAGAUGUAGCUCUACUCCUUUUUACUAACUUCAAACAAGAAAAGAAAAAAGAAAAACAGUUUUCUUGGAACUGAAUUUAGUACACAAUUACAGGCACGGAGAAGAAAAGCUCUCGUUGUUCCAUUGAUCAAGAAUGGCGUAGAUUCUCUAUAAACAGCUAUUGUAUGUCUCUUUUUACUGUUUCCUUGCCUUACUGUUGAUUAUGGUUCCUUUCUGGUGCAAUUUUCUAAACUAGGCUUCAAUCAUUUUCUUGAUUUCAUGGCCGUCCCGUUAAAUUCAGUGUCCACAGUGACCAAUCCAUCACCUGAGAAUGCAAGAAAUUCUUGUGGAUUCUUCACCCACAUACCAAAGUUCCUUCCUUUUUUCCACUCUAAUAAGACCAUUUCAAGAAUUUUUGCUUCUUCCCAAAUAAGCCCACCUCUAAAUAAUAUUUUCACUCUGCCCAACUGGAGGUCUGGCAAGAAUGACCCAAGAAACAAAGAACUUAGACUUUAUGAUGCCUUUCUAUAUUUAGAAUACAUGGUUGGGAAAGGCCACAAGCCUGAUAAGACUCAUGCAACUCAACUGUUGUAUGAUCUUUGCAAUUGUAAUAAACUUAGAAAAGCUGCUAGAGUUAUGGAAAUGAUGGUUACCUCUGGUACUAUACCUGAUGCUGCUUCUUACACUUUCUUGGUAAAUAACUUGUGUAAGAGAGGAAAUGUUGGUCAUGCUAUGCAAUUGGUUGAUAAAAUGGAAGAAUAUGGAUACCCUACUAAUACUGUCACUUACAAUUCUCUUAUAAGAGGACUUUGUAUGCGAGGGAACUUGAACAAAAGCCUUCAAUUUGUGGAAAAAUUGAUGCAAAAGGGGUUGGUACCAAAUGCAUAUACCUACUCCAUAUUGCUUGAGGCUACUUAUAAAGAAAAAGGGGUUAAUGAAGCAAUGUUGCUUUUAGACAAUAUUAUUGCCAAGGGUGGGAAGCCUAAUUUGGUUAGUUACAAUGUUCUCUUAACUGGGUUGUGUAAAGAAGGAAGAAUAGAUGAAGCAAAAGAGUUCUUUAGAAACUUGCCAUCGAAAGGGUUUAAUCCUAAUGUUGUUAGCUAUAAUAUCUUGUUGAGGAGCUUGUGCUUUGAAGGACGUUGGGAGGAAGCAAAUGAGCUUCUAGCGGAGAUGGUUGGAGAAGAACGUUCACCAUCAAUAGUAACGUACAAUAUAUUGAUUAGUUCCCUUGCUCUUCACGGUCAAACAGAUCACGCCCUCAAGAUUCUGGACGAAAUGUACUUUGGAGAACAGUUCAAGCCAAUUGCUGCUAGCUAUAACCCUAUAAUUGCGCGUCUCUGCAAAGACAGGAAAGUGGAUGCAGUAAUUAAGUGUCUCGACCAAAUGUUAGAACGACAUUGUAGUCCUAACGAAGGGACAUACAAUUCCAUUGCAGUGCUUUGCGAGGAAGGAGUGGUGCACGAGGCAUUUUCAAUUCUGCAAGCUUUGAGGAUUAAGCAGAGCUCCUCCACUCAUGAUUUCUACAGAGCCGUGAUUUCUGGUUUGUGUAGGAAAGGAAACACAUUUGCAGCGUUUCAGCUUUUGUAUGAAAUGACAGCCCAUGGAUUCAAUCCUGACUCUUACACCUAUUCAUCGUUGAUCAGAGGAUUGUGCUUGGAGAAGAUGUUGGUUGCUGCUGUUGAUGUAUUUUACAUAAUGGAGGAAAAUGGAUAUAGGCCUGAUGUUGACAAUUUCAAUGCACUUGUGCUUGGUCUAUGCAAAUCAAGAAGAACAGACUUGUCGCUAAAGGUAUUUGAGGACAUGAUCAGCAAAGGUUAUAUGCCCAAUGAGAUAACAUAUACCAUUCUAGUGGAAGGGAUCAUACAUGAAGAACACAAGGAGCUUGCAUCAAUAGUCCUCAAGGAAUUGCAUCUUAAACAAGUAAUAAGUAGAAAUACUGUUGAAAGACUUGUUAUGCAAUAUGAGCUCGAACUUGAGGAUAUAUUAGUACAGUGAAUAUUUCACAACAAUGGGUCAAUAUUGGGUCACAGGAUGAGAAACUAAUAAAGGCAAUCUAUUCAUCGGCAAAUGCUAAUACACCAAAUUCAACAAGAAGAUUCUCAUGCUGCCGGUCAGAUGGAGAACUUUAUACAACUAAUAACCACUUGAGAUACUUGGUUUCGGAUACGAUAGUUGGUUCAUCGUAGGCUUUAAAGAGGUCAGAUGGAACAUGUUCAUUACUGUAUUUUUACCUUAAGCGUACUCUUUGUUACUGGAAUUAAUGUUACAGAAAUGGCUGAAUAUCUCCUUUAUCUCAAGCUUUCUCACUAUUUUGUAUUAGAGUAUAAGUUCUACUAUGUACUAACAAUGUAAAAAAAGUCACUUAAAAGGCA
Molecule: messenger RNA, 2374 nt
Organism: Nicotiana attenuata
Lineage: Eukaryota; Viridiplantae; Streptophyta; Magnoliopsida; Solanales; Solanaceae
Product: pentatricopeptide repeat-containing protein At1g79080, chloroplastic
Exons: 1
Coding region: 282-1997 (571 amino acids)
Molecular function (GO): protein binding
Source: RefSeq, a predicted model, not a curated record